Messenger RNA from Emys orbicularis (European pond turtle), 3139 nucleotides. It is a transcript of the gene TGFBR1, whose product is annotated as transforming growth factor beta receptor 1. NCBI's taxonomy places the organism in Eukaryota, Metazoa, Chordata, Testudines, Emydidae. The record is from RefSeq and is a predicted model, not a curated record. The transcript has 8 exons. Gene Ontology annotation, biological process: activin receptor signaling pathway; protein phosphorylation; heart development. Gene Ontology annotation, cellular component: plasma membrane; activin receptor complex. Bases 1544 to 2851 code for a protein of 435 amino acids. Gene Ontology annotation, molecular function: transforming growth factor beta receptor activity, type I; ATP binding; SMAD binding.
GCUCCCGAGGACAGCGUUCUAUCGAGGUAGAGGUGUACUUCAAGGCACAGUGCUUCAGUUUUUUCUAGUUGUCUAUCACCUCUGGUUAUCCCUGCUCUUCAUUACUACUUGGUGUGUCUUCUACCCUUUGGAUUUUGUCCAUGAAUGUUUUAAGCUUUCACUUGUACUAACUGAUGUAAUUGAGACAACUGCAUGUUUCAUUAAAGGUGUGCUCGCAAGCAAAGAUCCUUUGUUUUUGUCCUUCACUGUGUCUUUUUAUACAGAUGGCAUCAAACUUAAACUUUUUUACUUUUGAAAUAGUAAUUCCUCACGGACCUCUUUUUGCUGGAGUUCCUUGGCAAGAUCCUGGGAGGACCUAAAGAGAAAUGUUAUCCGAGGCACAAACUUGAACCUGUAGCGUGCAUGCGCGCUCACUCGGGCACGCUCUCUCUCUCAUGCGCUCCCAAGAAAUAGAUGGGAGAGGGAUGUUGAUACUGAAUUCUCCUUUAGCUGGCUGUCUUUUGGUCAAUAGCACUUUUUUCCCUUUAUAGCCCUUCUAUGCAUAAACAUAGUAGGCUUCCUUCUGAAGGCUCUUGAAAAUUUCACAGCCCUGAGUGCCCUAGUUAUGCCAACCUAACCCCAGGUGUGUACAUAUGCUUCAGUCGAACUAUCUACCACUACAUGGGGGGGGAAAGGGCUUUUGUCUACACUACUGGUGCUAUAGUAGCAUAACUAUAGCACUAUAGGUGUGCCGUUGUAGUGCCUGUACUCUAGAUAUGGAAGUUUCCUUCUGUAGCCUCACAGCGAGGACCCAAUCUAACUCCCAUUAAAGUCAAAAGGAGUGAUCCCAUUGAGUUAAAUGGGAAUUGGAUAAAGCCUUUAUAUGCUCCCCACCCAAGGGCUAAAGUUCUUUAAACUGUUGGGAAAUACAGUGUUGCUUUAAUGCAUGACAUGUGGCUAACAUUGCGUGGUGGAUCUUCCAUACUAAUGAUGUGCUUUUGUUUCCAUUGAAACAAAUGCAAAACUCCUGUUGACUUCAGAAGCAACAGGAUUGGGUUCUUAAUGCUUUAGGUGAUGCAUUGUUGUAGUACACGUUACAGUAAACUUCAAAAUAGUUCACCUUUCUAUUUUUUUAGUAAACUUCCAACACCCAUGACCUGAAUGUAUCUGUGGUGUGGUUAUUUUGUUUGGGGUGUGUGUGUGUGUGUGUGUGUGGAGAUUGUUCAUCUAUACAUAGUCAAAGUUGAAGCAAGCUUCCUGUUUUAAUCCUCUUUCCCGCUCCCUUAUUUUGUUAGCCUAUUAAGAGGCAUCAUAUUUGAAUUUUGUGUUAUGAUGCAGUACAUAGCUUCGAAAAGUGGCAUCGAGGAAAAUGUUUCUGCCACUUAGUAUUUGACAGUUUCAUAGUUCUAACGUUGCUUAACAUAACUAUUGCAACCUCUUUUCUUUUAAUACAGCAUUACAGUGUUUUUGCCAUCUUUGUACAAAAGACAACUUUACAUGCGUGACGGAUGGGCUCUGCUUUGCCUCAGUAACACGGGCUCAAGACCGAGUCAUACACAAUAGUAUGUGCAUAGCAGAAGUUGAUCUGAUUCCACGAGACAGGCCAUUUGUUUGUGCCCUCUCAUCAAAGAAUGGAGUUGUUACUAGGCCUUACUGCUGUGUCACAGACUACUGCAAUAAAGGAGAACUUCAAAUUCCAACGCCAGAAUCCUCUUCUAAUCUGGGACCUGUGGAAUUGGCAGCUAUCAUUGCUGGACCAGUCUGUUUUGUUUGCAUUUCACUAAUGUUGAUUCUGUAUAUCUGCCAUAAUCGUACUGUCAUUCAUCAUCGUGUACCAAGUGAAGAAGAUCCCUCAUUGGAUCGCCCUUUUAUAUCAGAAGGAACUACUUUAAAAGAUUUAAUUUAUGAUAUGACUACUUCUGGCUCUGGGUCAGGUCUACCUUUACUUGUUCAAAGAACAAUUGCAAGGACUAUCAUACUUCAAGAAAGCAUUGGGAAAGGUCGCUUUGGAGAAGUCUGGCGAGGGAAAUGGAGAGGAGAAGAAGUUGCAGUGAAGAUAUUCUCUUCAAGAGAAGAACGCUCAUGGUUUCGUGAGGCAGAAAUUUAUCAAACUGUUAUGCUACGUCAUGAAAAUAUCCUUGGAUUUAUAGCGGCAGACAAUAAAGACAAUGGUACAUGGACUCAGCUCUGGUUGGUGUCAGAUUAUCAUGAGCAUGGAUCACUCUUUGAUUACCUAAACAGGUAUACCGUUACUGUGGAAGGAAUGAUAAAACUAGCUUUGUCCACUGCCAGUGGACUUGCACAUCUUCACAUGGAGAUUGUUGGCACACAAGGAAAACCAGCCAUUGCUCAUAGAGACUUGAAAUCAAAAAAUAUAUUGGUAAAAAAGAAUGGAACGUGUUGUAUUGCGGAUUUAGGACUGGCAGUGAGACAUGAUUCAGCUACAGAUACAAUUGAUAUUGCCCCAAACCACAGAGUGGGAACAAAAAGAUACAUGGCUCCUGAAGUCCUAGAUGAUUCCAUAAAUAUGAAACAUUUUGAGUCAUUCAAGCGAGCCGACAUCUAUGCGAUGGGAUUAGUGUUCUGGGAAAUAGCACGGCGAUGUUCAAUUGGUGGAAUACAUGAAGACUACCAGUUACCAUACUAUGACCUAGUCCCUUCAGAUCCUUCAGUUGAAGAAAUGAGGAAAGUUGUUUGUGAGCAGAAGCUGAGACCCAAUAUUCCAAACAGAUGGCAAAGUUGUGAGGCAUUACGAGUAAUGGCCAAAAUUAUGCGUGAAUGUUGGUAUGCCAAUGGAGCAGCCAGGCUAACAGCUUUACGCAUUAAGAAAACAUUAUCACAGCUCAGCCAACAGGAGGGCAUAAAAAUGUAAUCCUGGAUUUACUACUGAAGAGCGCUUUAAAGAUCCAUAGCUGAAUUUGGGUGGCAUGUUCAGAAGGUUAAUAGCUCUACCUCACUGAGGGAACAGAAGGAUAUUGCUGCCUUUUGAUACUUUAUAGGAACAUCAGUUGUUAGCCCCGGGAUUUCUGUGAACAUGGUAAACAGUUGUUUGGGUCUUUUUUGUGCACUAUGAACACCUCUUUCCCAGGACAAUUACAAAACAUUGUGUAGUCUAGCUUUAUUUUUAUUAACAUGUAACUCUAUUUUAAAAGUUGAUUAC